Colletotrichum truncatum is the source of this 1953-nucleotide messenger RNA. Its product is annotated as chitin synthase. NCBI's taxonomy places the organism in Eukaryota, Fungi, Ascomycota, Sordariomycetes, Glomerellales, Glomerellaceae. Gene Ontology annotation, molecular function: chitin synthase activity. Gene Ontology annotation, cellular component: cell septum; cell periphery. The record is from RefSeq and is a predicted model, not a curated record.
AUGCGGACCACACCUUCUCCUCCCAUCCCCCCACCGCCUGCCAUGAUGGAGGCUGGCCGUAUGGCUCCUACCUCUGGGCACUCUACACCAGCUCGUAGCCAGCGUAGCCUGUCUAUCCCCAGGCCUUUCAACCCUUCGAGAGUCCAGUCCCAGGGAUCGUCCGUGGUUGGUUUUACCACCGAUGACCUGCCCUUUGGCCAACGCACUCCCCGUUACCAGUCAUGGCAGUCCCGCGGCGGCGAGUCCGCUGCUUCUUUCGUAUCGUCCGUCCAGCAAGAGGAGGCCAAGCUUAGAUGGGACUCUGACGCAGAGCUCAAGCUCGUGUCCAAAUCGCUUCUGUGCUUACAGAAGUGGUGCCUGCUCAUCGGCCUGCUCUGCAUCAAUGCCGCUCUGAUCUACGUGUCGUUCACGUACCACGUCGCCCACUACUUUUUCAUGGUCCUGCUCAGCUCCAACACGGUCCUCCAGUUCAUUAUGAUUGUCUUCAUCGUCGGUCACUUCCUCUUCAAGUCCAUCUUUUUCUGCUUCCGCCGCAAGGAGAAGGUGCCCGAGACCCCGGAGCGCAUGGUUCUGCUUCUGCCGUGCUACAACGAGACGUAUGAGGAGCUUACUCGCUCGCUCGACUCCCUCGUUGCCCAAAAGAACAUUGACGACCACCCUCGCAUGAUCUUCAUCGUCGUCGACGGCAACGUCAAGGGCCCCGGCAUGGAGAAGACUACUCAAGAGUACCUCCUCCAGGAUAUCCUCGAACCCGGCCCAACCCGUUUCUUUGAGAACGGCUACCGUGCCCGUGACGGUCUCUUCAUGCCCACCAAGAUCCAGACCGGCUACUACAAGGGCCUGCCUUACCUUUUCGUCGGCAAGCGCUACAACCAGGGUAAGCGCGACAGUUUGUGCUUUGCCCGUUCUUUCCUGUACCACUUCCACAAGCGCUCCGUCAACGUCAUGACCAUGUUUAACAACGACCUCUUUGAGCACGUGGGCAACGCUUUCGUUUCCCAGGGCCUGGAGAACAUCGAAUACCUCGUUGGUAUGGAUGCCGAUACCGUCUUUGACGAAUACUGCAUCUGGGAGAUGUUGAGGGAGAUCCGCAAGAACCCCAAACUCGUCGGUGUCUGUGGCCACGUCUGUGUCGAUUACGAUGGCAAGAACUGGGGUCUCUGGUCGCUGUACCAGUCCGUCGAGUACUCCCAAACCCAAGGUCUCCGCCGCAUGUUCCAGUCUCGUAUUACCGGCAAGGUUAACUGUCUCCCUGGAUGUUGCCAGCUGAUCAAGAUUGACGAGGCGACGUUUGGUGAUGAGGUCCUCCGUGAGCGCUUCGGAUACUGCCCCAAGCCCAACGAUCUCAUGACGCAGCACAUCAUGGGUAACUACUCCGAGGACUCCAUUCACGCCAGUAUCAUCUUCUCGCUCUUCCCUCAACGUCAGACUGCCCAGGCUCUUCGCGCCAAGGCAUUCACCAUCGUUCCCCAAAACUGGACCGUCUUCCUGUCGCAGCGCAAGCGCUGGGCCCUUGGAUCCAUCUCUAACGAGUUCGUCAUGAUCUUCCGCCCCGGUAUCAUCCCCAUCGAGCGUCUCCAGUCCAUCAUCGCUGUCCUUACCUGGUUCAUCACUCCUUUCAUUAUGGCCGCCGUCGUUGCUCUGAUCAUCAUCUUCAUUCGCCGUGGCGACGAGUUGGUUCGUGAUCCCGUCUUCAUGGGUCUCUUCGGUCUCCUCUUGGUUCGAUAUAUCUACUCUUUCUGCAUCGGCUUCUGGCUGCCGAGAAACACGCUCGAGCGCAUGCAGUACUUUAUCGGAUACUUUUUCCACCUCUGCACCUCGCCCUUCCUCAACAUGAUUAUUCUCGGAUACUCUCUGGUUUACUCGGAUGACUUCAAGUGGGGUAAGACUCGAGAGGUCAUCAAGGGCGACGACGAGAAGGCCGACGCUGAGGGCGGUCGCGGUACCCAUUAA